CUCACGGUAGCCGCCCGCCAGCCCGCUGCUCGGCGCUCCAGCGAGCGCUCCGGCCCCGCGCCCCCAACGGCCCCCAACUGCCGCCAGUCCCGAGGGCGCCAUGAGGAGCCCGCGCAGCGCCCCGCUGCUGCUCCUGCUCCUGCUGCCGCUGCUGCUGCUCACGCCUCCCGCCGGGGACGCCGCCGUCAUCACCGGGGCUUGCGAAAAGGACCCCCAAUGUGGUGGAGGCAUGUGCUGUGCUGUCAGUAUUUGGGUUAAGAGCAUAAGGAUUUGCACACCGAUGGGCAAAGUGGGAGAGAGCUGCCAUCCACUGACUCGUAAAGUUCCCUUCCUGGGGCGGAGGAUGCAUCACACGUGUCCAUGUAUGCCGGGCCUGGCCUGUUUACGGGCUUCAUUCAACCGAUUUGUUUGUUUAACCCGAAAGUAAUCACUUUAGAGUAGAAACUUUAAAUGUGAACAGCCACAUGAUACCUGUUAAGUCUAUUUACUUGUGAUUGUGCCAAACAAAUAAUAUGCCAGAGAAAAAUGCUAUUGCUUUCUCAGCUUUCUAAGUAACAUUUCUAUCUUUGAUUUUUAAAUGACCUCUUUUAUUUGAAAGAGGAUUUUCAUGUAGGAUAGAAGCGUAACGUCACGUGCAAGGCAUUAUGGAACCGGUUCUCAUUUCCUUGUUUGUGUUUUGAUUUGGUUUGGUUUUCUUUAUGCCAAUAACUCAUCCAUUUUCACAAAAAUUAGGAGAAUAAGAAUUUAAUAUUUUGUUACAGAAACUUUAUUUCUUAAACCAUCCACCUCCCAUCCCUGCUCCACUGCACACAUAAUCUUAUUCACCCUUUGGUCUCUUGUGUCUCAUCAAAGAAUUUUAAGGACCUCAUUUUAUUCUUUGCCAUUUUUCUCCCUGCCCCUCUGGCAUUUUAAAGGGGGUGGGGGGAGGGGUCGUUCAAUUCCUUUAGGUUGCUGACAGAAUCACUGAUGAGAAUCCAGCGUUUUGCCUGAUACUUAAACAGUGUAAAGAGUGUGUAGUUGAACUGGACACUCCAAACUUCUCUUAUAAGGAACAGAGGUUGGAGGGCUGCUAAACUUUCAUUUAAUCUGUCUGUGCAAGUGGACUUCAGGUUUGCUGUUUGGUGUGAGGACAGAAGGAAUGGAAAGUCAAUUUAGUCCAGAUUUGUAGAUUUGGGUUUUAUUUUACAAAAAGACUUUCCAAUACAAUAUUACAUUUGUUUCCCUUUUUAUACAGUUAAUUUUUGUAAAAAAAAGAUUCAUAGUUAGAGAUGUUCCAGAAAAUGUCACUUGAAGAGGAAGUAUUGAUUUUAAUCUGGCAUAGCACAUUUUUAAAUCGGUAUUGUUGUAAUUUAAACUUUAUUUGUAACCAAAAGAUCUAUUGUAAUGGAUUGCUUGGCAUCCUGCCAUUUGUACCUGUAUCAAUAUUGCUGUGUAAAAUUCUGUAUCAGAAUAAUUACAGUAUUGUAUAUCAUUUGAUUUAUUUUAAUAUAUCCUUAUUUUUGUCACAGUUGUCUUCAAUUUUUAUUACAAGCAGAGUUUUAUAUAGCCCAAUCCUAAAAUGGGUAAAGACUCUUCAGUUAGUAAAAUAGCACUGACAGUAUGUGCAUUUUCAUUUUACACAUGGGAAAGUUCUGUUUGCAUGAAUUUUAAGGUAGUACAAAAAAAACAGUGUGUAAAUCGAUGAGGUAUUGGAGUAUGAAGGAAAAUGAUGACAUGCAAAACUGGCUGGAAUCAGGAAUGGACUCGUGGGACCUCACUGUGCUGGGUCAGCAAACAGUAAUGGUGUGUCCAUCGUGGGUGGGUACACAGGGUGCCAGGUGCCCACUGCACAUGUGGUGACACCAGUGGAGCCUGGCCUUGAAAACCCACCAAGUGUUGUAAAUGGAUUCAAUGUCGCAA
Hipposideros armiger (great roundleaf bat) is the source of this 1899-nucleotide messenger RNA. RefSeq names its product prokineticin 2 (gene PROK2). Gene Ontology annotation, biological process: endothelial cell proliferation. Lineage: Eukaryota; Metazoa; Chordata; Mammalia; Chiroptera; Hipposideridae. The record is from RefSeq and is a predicted model, not a curated record. The transcript is spliced from 3 exons. The coding region runs from base 101 to 427 and encodes 108 amino acids.